AUGCAGCAGACAGUCGCAGAGCAGAAGCCGUUGCGGCAAGGGGAGAGUGGGCAACGCAAUGAGUCAACGAGGCGCCCGCGUCUACAGCCAGUUACUCUCCAAUCUCUCUCUAUGCCACUCCCAGGGCCCCUGCAAUGCCAAGGACCGGUAGACCUAGAGCACGUGCCGUUACCUCACGAAGUCUUGCCACAGCCAGAGCGGAGCGAGGCACCCCCGCAUGCAGCAAGCCAUUAUUCUACGCUGCUAGGCCCUUCGGCUCCCGCGUCCUUCCCCUUGCUGCAGCAGUUGCAGGAAGAAGCCAUUAACCAGAACGAAAUGAUUGCGCCCUUGCCCAUCGCUCCCCUUCCCACCUUUGUUGGGGUACCUCUUCCUGUUGCCAUAGAUACACCCCAGAGCUCAGGAGGGCAGCCAGAUUCGAUCUCACUUACGGUGCAUCAGCACGCACAGGACAGUUCCCACGAGGACUUCAUGCUUCACUCGUCGGUGGAUUCUCGAGACCAGCAACUGCGUGGUAAGCAAUCACAGAACGCUAUGCACGAACGUGCAGACUCGCCACUACGACAAAGCUCUGAGGAGGGCACCGCAGUCGGGAACUCUCUGUCACCAGGAGGGUCCUUACCGGUGUUGUUUCACCUGUUCUCCCAGGGAAAUCCCUCUACGUUGCCUCCAUCUGAAACACGAGACAGGGACUGCUUUUGUUUCUCCAGCACCCCAGCCGCUGCCCGGACUUCGAUGUCUAUGAGUCAUGCAGAGCCAAUAUCCGCCUCAUUAGGAGCGGCUUGUACACGCUCCUGUGUCAGUGCUAUCAGCGGCUCCGCCUAUGAUGGGGGCCUUCAUGGUACCUCCCCUGUGGCCUCUGAGCCUGCACUGGCUGAUCCACAUUUUGCUACAGCCAGCUCAAGGCUUCCAAUGACCCCCAUGGUCUUCAUGCCUGGGAGCACUGACGGCACAGCAAUCCCUUCUGAGAUGUCCAAUACAAAGAACAAGAAAGAGUAUCUUAUGUGGAGUACAGGCUAUGCGGGGUCCCCAGGAGGUCUAUCAGGUGGCCUCUCAAUCACUUCCCCCCAACUUCCGAUUGAGGCCAUGGGGCCCUCUAGCAGCUGGAUUGCUUCAAACACCCCCGAGCCCUUGGACGUGCAGUGUGUGCAGAAAAGUGUGCACAGUGGCGCUGGAGGGGAGGGGAAACACGCAGCAGCAACUGCUGCAGUUAAUGCGACACGGCGACGGUGGAAGGAGGCCAUCGGUUGGUGCCGGCUAUUAGGCACCCUCGCAGUGUGGUUUUGUGUCUUGUUCUCGACUGCAUCUCUGCUGGAACUCAAGGCAGCGAGUGCAAUGAGAGUUCUACAGAUUGCUGCCCCCAUUGCUGCUGUGCUGCUGUUCUUCUCUCCUGCUAAUGCAGCCCACAAGGCACUGAAUGAGGGAGACGUAAGCAGUCUCCCCAUCGGUGUAUUCACUGCUCAGGCCGUCUCGUGUAUUGUGGCAAUAGUUUACGGAAUGCAAAUAGAUAGCAAGGCCAUCCUGAUUACCAAUGCAACAGGUCUCCUGGCAGAGCUAUGCUGGAUGGCAGUGUGGGCCUCAGCAUCGCAGGAGCAAACAGAAUCCCGAGGCAUGGCUAUCAGUUCAUUUACAGAUGAAGGGACCCUUGCGAGACCCUCGGUGCGGUUGGAAAGCGCUGCGGGCGCGAAUCCCACUGUCACCGAUUCUCCUAGGGGCGCUCUUAGCUCUCUCCAGCGGAGAGGCCUUCAAAGAAUCGCUAAGAGCAAAUCGGGGCUAAACUUUGCCUCGAGUCCUCGUCUUGGAGGUCCUUUGGCCUCAACAGUGGGAGCUGCUUUGAGCCCCCGUCAGAAAGGAGGAGGCUUGGGUGCAGCCACCCGGCACAAGAGGCCUGUGCAGCCGCAAAAACCGCAUCCAAGUGUUGCUGCAGCACUAGUCGGGGAUCGAUACGUACUUUCCAAGGGAACGGUUGCAAAUACAGGCGCAUCUGAUUCAUCCUUGCACCGCAGCGCAAGUGUGAGCAAUUAUCUCAAUCGGCCUAGCAGCGGCGACAGCAGCAGCGAAGGGACCAAGAACAAUAGUAGCACCAACCUAUCAACAGAACCUGAUCGCAGCAGUAACAACCGGAGGCGCAGCAGCAACAGCAGACUGAGAAAGAGACGGCGUUCGCACCAGGAGUCACGCAGUGCACUGUCUCCUGUUUUAGUGUUGUGUUGCCUUCGGUAUUUGGGGAUGCUACUGGCUUUUACGGCCCCAGUGUUCCUCUUCCUGCUGCUUCUCCCUGUUGCCCUUGUGGCGUGGCUGCAGGUCCCUGCAUCCCUUUGUCUCUUUGCCGCGCACAUUCCUAGACUGUGCUUCAUGAUACGAGCGAAGUCUCACAACUGCCUACCGCUGCCCUUGGUGUUGAUGGGCAUUCUCUGCAAUGCCUGUUGGGCGCUCUUAGGGUAUAUAUCUGCGCUCAAUGCCGUCUGCUGUGUCGGCCUUGUGGGUAAGCCAUUGCUCGUGAGUAUUAGCGUACCAGCAUGUGAAUGGAUUAGCCGUCUCUAG
Cyclospora cayetanensis is the source of this 2541-nucleotide messenger RNA. RefSeq lists its product as uncharacterized. The transcript has 4 exons. Bases 1 to 2541 code for a protein of 846 amino acids. The record is from RefSeq and is a predicted model, not a curated record. Lineage: Eukaryota; Apicomplexa; Conoidasida; Eucoccidiorida; Eimeriidae. Gene Ontology annotation, cellular component: membrane.